Messenger RNA from Geodia barretti, 667 nucleotides. The record is from the annotation of a GenBank genome assembly. NCBI's taxonomy places the organism in Eukaryota, Metazoa, Porifera, Demospongiae, Tetractinellida, Geodiidae.
UGUAUUGUGGCACAGAUAGCUACAGUGUUACAGAGAAUGUGUAUCUCAACUAUCUCUGCUUCAGGACAAGUCGCAGAGCACGGACAUGAAUGUGAACAUGUGGCCAGGUCUCCCACAAGAGGCAGAGUGGGAGUCCAGCGAGGUGGGUGGAGAGGAGAGAGAAGAGGGCAGAAUGGAAGAGGGAGUGAGGGGUGGGGGAGGGGUGGAGGGUGGAUACGGAGAAGAAGGGUACGUCGAGGUUGAGGAAGAAGAAGAGUUAGGCCAAGGGCAAGGAGACGGGUGGGAGGAGCACCUUAUUCGACAGGAGGCAAGAGAGGGGGAAGGGGAGACAUGGGGCGAUGGCAACGCUAGAGAGGAAGAAGGGUUGGGGAGGUACACAAAUGAGGGAUGGGAGGAGCGAUACGUGGGAGAAGAGGGGGAGGAGCCACUGGAAAUCACGCCAGCCCCUCUUCGUCAGACAGCAGACGAACUCGGAGCCUCGCAAAACUCUCUCAACCUCACCACCCAAGAGGAAGUGGAGCCUGUUGCCGUAGAAACCGAGGACGACACGCAGCACCUCUAUGCCAAGAUACCAGAGGCCCACAAGGCCAAGAAGAGGCUGAAGAUGAUGAAACAGGCACAGAAAGAGGAGAGGAAGGCACGAAAGCAGAAGCUGAAGAUGGAGGAG